This is a messenger RNA of Suillus plorans, 746 nucleotides long. RefSeq lists its product as uncharacterized. The transcript has 5 exons. The record is from RefSeq and is a predicted model, not a curated record. NCBI's taxonomy places the organism in Eukaryota, Fungi, Basidiomycota, Agaricomycetes, Boletales, Suillaceae. The coding region runs from base 116 to 472 and encodes 118 amino acids.
CUGACCACCCCACCACGUGAUAAUAACACGUCGCGUUUAAACCCCGACGCGACUACGUUUAAAGAUCGAUAACCCUCAAAUCAAUCAACAAAAUUCACCCCUCAUCCUAACCAUCAUGGCAAAAUCAGCAACAGAAUCAACCACAAAGGCUGCAACAAAACGCGCUAACACCAAGACCUCCAAGGCUGACAAGGAGGACAAACCAAAGCGCGCACCAAGUGCAUACAACCUCUUCGUACAAGCUCAUAUGAAAGAGUGGAAGGAGGCACAUCCCGGCGCACCCAUCAAAGAAGCCAUGUCCGAGAUCGCAGCAAUGUGGCGGGAAGCACCUGAGAACCCAAAUCGUGGCAAGGAGCCAAAGCCUAGAAAGCCAAAGGCUGCGGCUGGUGCACCUAAAGCCAGCCGCAAGAAGAAGCAAACCCCACCACCAUCAAGUGACGCCGAGAAUACCGGUGACGUCAGCGACGAUUAGUGCAUCAUUCUUUUGCUUCCCUUCCGUUGCUCCUGACAUUAUAUUUCUCCGUAAUCAUUCAGUUCACUGUACUCUUUCGCAUCCUCCUCGAGUUAUAGAGCCGUGUGUAUGCUACAAUGCAGCUAUUUAUUCAGAUAGACGUGGCCGAAUACACAUAGCCCCUCUACCGUCAUACCUGAUCAUACCGUUCGAAAGUCUGGCCAUAUCUGUCUGUCCACGUGAUGGCAAUUGAUGCACCACCUCCGAUUAAUCUUGCCCUUCGGCGUCUCCCCUC